CACCAGCGAACCCAUACGGGAGAGAAGCCGUACGAGUGUUCAGUGUGCGGCAAGAAAUUCUUGACGAGCAGUAACCUGCGGACUCACCAGCGGACCCACACGGGUGAGAAGCCCUUCGAGUGUCCAGUGUGCUGCAAGAAAUUCGCGACAAGCGGUACCCUUCAGCUUCACCAGCGGACCCACACGGGAGGAAAGCCAUUCGAGUGCUCUAUCUGCGAUAAGAAAUUUACGUACGGUUCCCAUUUCCGAGAUCACCUUAGAAAUCACACGGGUGAGAAGCCCUAUGAGUGUGCGGUGUGCUGCAAGAAAUUCGCGUACAGCAGUAGCCUUCGGACUCACCAGCGGACCCACACGGGAGAGAAGCCGUACGAGUGUUUAGUGUGCGGCAAGAAAUUUACGCAGAGCGGUCACCUCCAGGCUCACCAGUUGAUCCACACGGGAGAGAAGGCUUUCGGGUGCUCAGUCUGUGAGAUGAAAUUUAAGCGCGAUUCCCAUCUCCGAGUUCACCUCAGAACCCAUACGGGAGAGAAGCCCUUCGAGUGUACGUUCUGCGACAAGAAGUUUGCGGAGAGAGGUACACUGAAAACGCAUCUGCGAUUCCACGCAGGAGAGAAGCGUUUUAAGUGUACGAUCUGCGACAAGACAUUCGUGACGAGUGGUGGUCUGAACUCGCAUAUACUGGUGCACACGGGAGAAAAGCCACACGAGUGCACAGUGUGUGAAAAGAGGUUUGCACGCACUGAACAAUUGAGAAGUCAUGAACGCUGCCAUACAGGGGAGAAGCCUUUUGAGUGCAGUCUGUGCAAUAAGAAAUUUGGAACUAGUGUACAUUUGCGUCUCCAUCUUCGUACUCAUACAGGAGAGAAGCCAUUCGAGUGUGCCGAGUGCAAAAAGACAUUUUCGUGUAGGCCAGCUUUGCGUUCACAUACCCGUAUCCACACAGGAGAGAAACCAUAUCAGUGUAAAGUGUGCAGUAAAACAUUUGCGCACACAUCAAAUCUGCAGUCGCAUAGCCGGACGCACACUGGAGAGAUGCCAUACGCGUGUACCUUGUGCGAAAGGAAAUUUUCGCGAAGUUCCCAUUUGAAAGAACACCAUCGAACUCACACGGCAGAGAUGCCCUUAGAAUGCACGGUCUGUGGCAAUAAAUUUGCAACCGAUUACGGUCUUCGAAAACAUCUUCGCACCCACACGGGCGAGAAGCCGUUCGAGUGCGGUGUGUGCGAAAAGAAAUUUGGCGAUGGUAAAACACUGAAAGUUCAUCUCCACACUCACACUGGGGAGAGGCCUUUCGAGUGUCCAAUGUGCAGCAAGAAAUUCGCGACAAGCAGUACACUUCAGACUCACCAGCGGACCCAUACAGGAGAGAAGCCGUACGAGUGUUUAGUGUGCGGCAAGAAAUUUACGCAGAGAAGUCACUUGUGCACGCAUCAGCGAAGGCACACGGGAGAAAAACCGUAUGAGUGCUUCGAGUGCGACAAGAAGUUUGUGGAUACUCGCGGUCUGGCUGUACACCGCCUCAUCCACACCGGAGAAAAGCCCUUCGAGUGCAACGUGUGCCGCAAGGGAUUUAAAACAGGCAAAGAGUUGCGCACACAUCUCCGGGUCCACACCGGAGAGCGGAAGUAUGCGUGCACGGAGUGCGACGUAAAGUGUUUGCACGCUGGCGAUCUGCGGAGACAUCUCCGAACUCACACGCGGGACAAGCCUUUCGAGUGCGCCGUGUGCCGCAACAAGUUUGCAACCAGGAGUGGGCUGAGUCUGCACCUCCGCACCCACGCGGGGGGUAAGCCGUUCAUGUGCACCGAGUGCGGCAAGACGUUCGUGGACCCGGGCAGCAUGAUGGCCCACCUUCGAAGGCAUUCAUUGUAAUGGUUACGAGCUGUGGAUUCUGCAGCGCUCUUGAAAAGGUGUACAAUUUGACG
Messenger RNA from Frankliniella occidentalis (western flower thrips), 1925 nucleotides. Its product is annotated as zinc finger protein 658B-like. The transcript has a single exon. The annotation marks the transcript as partial. NCBI's taxonomy places the organism in Eukaryota, Metazoa, Arthropoda, Insecta, Thysanoptera, Thripidae. The record is from RefSeq and is a predicted model, not a curated record.